Messenger RNA from Cuscuta epithymum, 2216 nucleotides. NCBI's taxonomy places the organism in Eukaryota, Viridiplantae, Streptophyta, Magnoliopsida, Solanales, Convolvulaceae. The record is from the annotation of a GenBank genome assembly.
CUUUGUCUUCGUCUACUACUGCACCUACCUCGUCUUCAUCCUUAUCUGACUUUCCUCUUAUCCAGCCUGCCUUGGUCGAAUCCUCACAAUGCCCUCUUCCCAUGCCUAGUACUCAGCAUAUUUCCCUGCAACCUACUCCCUCCUGGCAACUGCCAUCAACACCCAUCUGCACCAUAUCAACCCAAGCCUCCACACAACAUACUCCCCAUGCGGAUACAGACCACACACCUCCACAACAAACACCUUCAGACCUGCCUUCAUCCACCUACACCCUGCCACCAGCCUCGCCCUCGUCCACAACAACCCAGACCCCGUCACCUCACCUCCCCUCACCCCAUUUUUCCUCGAUCUCAAUGCCCGAGCAGCCUGUUGCCAACCCCCACGAUGACAGCCCGGUACACUCUGAGCCUGUUACUACUUCGCUAUCCUCCCUUCCGGCUUCCACACAUAACCUUCACCCCAUGCAAACCCGGGCUAAGUCUGGCAUUUUUAAACCAAAAACUAUUUUUAAUUUAAAUACAGUUGCUUUAUCAGCAGAUCCAACUUGUUUUUCAGAGGCCAAUAAACAUCUUCCAUGGCGUCAGGCGAUGGCAGAGGAAUUUAAUGCUCUUAUUUCUAAUAAUACUUGGGAAUUAGUUCCGUUUGAUAAUACUAAAAAUGUUGUGGGCUCUAAGUGGAUUUAUAAGACAAAAUAUAAUUCUGAUGGGUCUAUUGAGCGUCAUAAAGCACGUUUGGUUGGACAGGGUUUUAGUCAGCAGGCUGGUGUAGAUUUUUCAGAGACGUUUAGUCCGGUUAUUAAACCCACCACUGUUCGUGUUGUCCUUUCUUUGGCUAUUUCUUUUGGGUGGGUUAUUCGUCAACUGGAUGUCAAAAAUGCAUUUUUACAUGGUCAUCUCACUGAAGAGGUUUAUAUGCGUCAACCGCGGGGUUUUACACAUCCUUUGUUUCCUAAUCAUUUAUGCCGACUGCGAAAAGCCCUAUACGGACUUAAGCAGGCCCCGCGGGCAUGGUUCCAUCGUUUCAGUAGCUUUUUAUUGUCUCAUAGUUUCACAUGCAGUAAGUCGGAUAAUUCCUUAUUUAUAUAUCGUCAGAAUAAUUAUGUCAUUUAUCUAUUAUUAUAUGUUGAUGAUAUUAUUAUUACUGGCAAUUCGUCUUCUCUUGUCUCUUCCCUUAUCCAUCUUGUUGCUCAGCAUUUUGCUAUGAAGGAUCUUGGUGACCUUCAUUACUUUCUUGGAGUCCAGGCUAAACGUUCUGAUAAAGGUUUGUUUCUCUCUCAACACAAAUAUGUGUGUGAUCUUCUUUCUCGGUUCCAUCUGCAUACGGUUAAACCUGUACGUACACCUCUGGCUACUCGUACCUCUCUCUCUCUCUCUCACUGAUGGUGAACUUCUCUCCGAUGCCACUGAGUAUCGUAGUAUGGUUGGUGCGUUACAAUAUUUAACUUUGACACGACCUGAUAUUACCUAUGCUGUAGAUUUAGUGUCUCAAUUUAUGCAUGCUCCUCGUACUACUCAUCUUUUUGCAGUCAAGAGAAUUUUCAGGUAUUUACAAGGGACUUUGGAUCACGGUUUGUGGUUGCGCCCUACCACACAGGCGACUUGUGUAAUCGCCUAUUCUGAUGCUGAUUGGGCCGGAUGUCCAGAUUCAUCUCGUUCCACGACUGGUUUUGCUAUCUUUUUAGGGCCGAACCUGGUUUCCUGGAAAUCCAAGAAACAACCUACAGUGUCCAAGUCUUCUACAGAGGCAGAAUAUAGAGCUGUUGCCUACACCGUACAGGAUACCUUACAUAUUCGUUCCAUUUUAUUUGAGCUUGGUUUUCCUGUCAAGGCCCCUGUUCAAUUAUUUUGUGACAACAUCUCUGCUUCAUACUUGACUGCUAAUCCUGUUCAGCAUGCUCGCAGCAAACAUAUUCAGAUUGACUAUCAUUUUGUCAGGGAACGUGUUGCGCAUGGAGACUUGAUUGUGAAGUAUAUUCCUACACAGUUACAGUUGGCUGACAUUUUUACUAAAAGUCUCUCUAGUCAGCAAUUUCACUUUUUAAAAGACAACCUGCGCGUUGUAUCUCCUGCACAGAUUGAGGGGGUGUAAUAGAAUAUAUUUUAGGGAUAUGUGUAUCCUAAAAUAUAUUUAGGAAUAUUUGUUUCCUUUUGUAUCUUGAACUCUCUCAUUAUUUAUACACAUGCCAGGACUCCUAUUGGAGUACUCUUUUCCCAUUA